Acyrthosiphon pisum (pea aphid) is the source of this 1108-nucleotide messenger RNA. RefSeq names its product low-density lipoprotein receptor domain containing lost and found (gene loaf). The record is from RefSeq and is a predicted model, not a curated record. Gene Ontology annotation, molecular function: protein binding. The transcript is spliced from 6 exons. The coding region runs from base 153 to 1070 and encodes 305 amino acids. NCBI's taxonomy places the organism in Eukaryota, Metazoa, Arthropoda, Insecta, Hemiptera, Aphididae.
CACCUUUACACGCCGCCGCCGCGAACCGACAGUCGACUUGGGCGCAUCACGUCGUCACAGACGUCGCCGACCGGUGCCAGUGGUCGGACGUGACGGUUUUUGGCGCGCGCUCGUCCCGGCAUCACGGAGCCUUAGUGGACGAACGCCCGGCCAUGCGGCCACCUCCGGACCGGGGAUCCGGGCCACCACCCGGCCUGACAGUGAUAUCCACGAUCGUGGCCGUCCUCCUAACGGCCACACUUCUGACGGACGGCGCGCUAGCCGAGAAGAACAAAUUCUUUGAAAUGCAAACCAUAUGCAAAACCCAUUUUCUGCAACAAGUGUACAGAAAGAUCGAAGGCGCGGUAUUGGACUCACAAAACGAACGGAACUUGGACUGUGUGACCACUUUUCAAACACAUUCCAUCCUACAGAGGUUUAUGAUACAUUUUGAUCGUUUGCAAUUGGACUGCAACGAUCAUCUAUUCAUAUUUGAUGGCGCCCAUGCGGUCGGACAACAUAAGGCCGACAUCACGUGCAGCAGUACGAAACAGUCCGUCGGCGUGAUAUUUACGCGUACGAAUUUUGUCACGCUCAAGUACGUGACAGAUUCGUGGGGCACGCGUGUCAACGGUUUUAGAUUAAUUAUAACCGCCUUCAAAGAUCCUUUCCACAAUUGCAGGGAGUUCAAAUGUCAAACGAUGUCGCAAUGCAUCUCCAACGACCUGGUGUGCGACAACAUCAACCACUGUCCCGACGGUACGGACGAAGCGACGACGCCAACUUGUCAAGGUGCUUCGUCGUUAACGCUAUUGGGAAUUAACAUCACCAUACUCGUGGUCUCCUCACUCAUCGUAGUCUCCAUACUGGGCGUGUGUGUCAUCGUAUUGACCGUUUACUGCAUAUGUUACCGGACGUCGAACGGUUCGCUCCCGCCUUCCAGGCACAGCGGCACGUUACACGACACGUCAAAUAAUUUUCAAAUGAUUGGCGUAAACGGAAUUGGACGGUCGGGAAACUGGCAGCACCCUGCGGGCCAACAGCUAGGGUACAGCUCGGCACGGGUCCGUCUCUACUGCCAGGCAAAGUGAAAUAUACUGGCUCUGACAGGUAAAAAAAAAAAUUAAAU